Dentiscutata erythropus is the source of this 1515-nucleotide messenger RNA. Lineage: Eukaryota; Fungi; Glomeromycota; Glomeromycetes; Diversisporales; Gigasporaceae. The record is from the annotation of a GenBank genome assembly.
AUGAACAGCUCUUUUCCCUUUGGAUUAUUGAAUCGUCAAAAUAAGACUGAAGAAUAUUUACUUGAUGCUUUAAACAAAAAGAAAUCAAUGGGAAAGAAAAAUGUUCCUAAUGUUGAAUUCGGCAUGGAGCUAUUGAGUUACAAAGAGGAGGAAGAUCAAAUUAUCGCUAUUGUAAAGAACUUAAAUAAUAACAUGGAAGAAGAAAUCCAUUGUCGUUAUUUAGUCGGAUGUGAUGGUGUACAUUCCAGUGUCAGAAAAGGAAUAAGUGGAUGGACUUAUGAAGGUCAAACACUGAAAUCUUCAUGGGCUUUAGCCGACGUAGAAAUUGAUCAUGAAUUAGUUAAAUACGAUCAAACAACUUCUUUUAUGCAUGGUGAAGGCCCUGUCAUGAUAAUACCGUUGGAUGCCAGAAAAAAUACUGUUCGCGUUGUUGUCAAAGUUGCUGAAGAAGAGAACAAAAAUGAAACUAACGAUAGGGUUACACAUGGACUCACAAAUGAAACGUGCAUUACUCUGGAUGAGAUGCAGAAACUAAUUGAUGAGAGAAUUGCCCCGAUUAAACUUGAACUAAAGAAUCCAACAUGGAUUUCUAAUUUCAGGAUUAAUGAAAGAAUUGUGAAUAGAUAUCGAACGGGACGUGCAUUUGUCGCUGGAGAUGCUGCUCAUUGUCAUUCGCCAGUUGGUGGUCAAGGCAUGAAUUUAGGAAUUCAAGACGCUCAUAACUUGGCAUUCAAAUUGGUUCUAGCUAUUAAGAAUCAGGCAGUUGACGUUAAUAAACUUCUUGAUAGUUAUGAACAAGAACGAUAUUCCGUUGGUAAAAAUUUAAUUGCGGGUGCCGGUUUUGUAACAAAACUUUUGGGUAGUAAUGAUAUUAUUAGUACAUUCAUCCGAACGCGCGUAGCUCCUUUCAUGUUUCAUUUCUUUCCUCAAAUUAAAAUGAAUUUCCCAAAUAGUAUAUAUCAAACUGAAAUUAAUUACUUUCCUGAGACAUCCGGGAUCCUUCAUAGGUAUAAACCUCGCUCAAACACUGAAAACAAAUUGAUCAAAGCAGGUCAUUACGCAAUAGAUGGACUAUUAAAGAAAAUAAUUUUUAACAAAAAUAAUGAUCGCAUAACUUUAUUUGAUAUUUUUCGUUCAAUGGCAUUGAAACACAUUUUAAUAUUGUUUACUCUAACCAAGGGAGUUACUGCUGAUUAUAAUCCACUUGUUAAUACGUUGUUGAAGAUCUAUACCGAUUAUAAAAGCACUAUCACGCCUGUUAUCAUUUCAUAUUCAGGCGCUAUCCAGACUGCAGAUGUACCAUUCAUGCCAUUCCAAGAAGAAGGCAGAGAGCAACAUAUAUUUGUUGAAUCCAGAUUUGAAUUGCAUGAAAAAUAUGGCAUAACUAAAGAAGUCGGAAAGCAAGCUUUAAUACUUGUUCGACCUGAUUUGUACAUUGCUAGUGCAGUGUUUGAAGAUGAAAUUGAUGAAUUGAAAGCAUUCAUGGAAGGAUAUUUGGUCAAGGAUGGUGGAUAG